AUGAAGAAUGAUGAAUUGGCUAGCAAAGUAUGUGAUUCCAUAGUGUCGUGCUAUAACAAAUUACCACCAAAGGGGAAACCUACCAUAAGAUCUAAUGGGGCAAAAGAAUGGACUGUUCUUGCUGGAAUUGCAGCCGUCUUUGAACAUGAAAAUCGGAUUGAACCCAUUUGUUUGGCUACAGGAGUCAAGACUCUACCUGAAAAGACCAGAAAGUACUCAAAUGGCUUAAUGGUGCAUGACUUGCACGCUGAGAUACUUUGUUUGAGGUUAUUGAAUUGGUUUUUAUUAGAAGAAUGUGGGAAAGUUAGAGAUGAUUUAUCAACCAUUUGUGUAGAAAAAUUGAAUGAACUGGAGUUUAAAAUCAAGGAUGGAAUACGAUUUGCCUUGUAUAUAAGUGAGCCACCAUGCGGAGAUGCGUCCAUGGAAGUAAUGGUCAAUAGUCUCGAUAAUAAAGAAAUUUGGGAUGUGGAAGAACCACCACGGAAGCAACGCAAAUUGGAACAAGAUACAAACAAUACCUCCGCUGAACUUAACAUACUCAGAGGAAGGAAUGGAUUAAACAAAGUAGGAAUAGUUAGAACAAAACCAGGAAGAAACGAUUCAAUGUUAAGCUUAAGUAAAUCUUGUUCAGAUAAGCUUUGUAUGAAGCAAUUGAUCGGAUUGACCAAUUCCAUAACUUCAAUGAUUUUCCCCCAGGGGGUGUAUUUAAAUUAUUUGGUGAUACAAAGGGGUAAACACAAUGUUAAAGCUCUGGAAAGAUGUUUUAAUGAACGAUUUAUCCAAAAGUUAAACGAACCUUAUUUAGAUAGAGUUGUACCUUUGGAAAUCCUAACCUACGAAUCGGAUGAAUAUGAAAAUCAUAAAAGUAAAGACGUUAGUAUAACAUCGCCUUUAUCGUUAGUGUAUAUUGUUCCUACGAAGACUCAUCAAGUAUUGAAUAAUGGAGUUAAAGAGGGUGGGUUUUCCAAAGGGAAACCACCCAAAAGAGGUGGCCAAAGUUUUAUUUGUAACCAAGAACUUUAUAAAAAGGCUCAAUCAUUUUUGAAACAUGAUUGUGUAUCCUAUCAUGAUAUUAAACUGAAGAAUACUGAACGAGAAAAUUUGAAAUGUCUAGGUCAAGAAAUAUUGGGGGAUUGGGUCCAUACGGGACUAGAUGAUUUCAUAUUACCAACAAAUAUCCCUUGA
This is a messenger RNA of [Candida] anglica, 1185 nucleotides long. NCBI's taxonomy places the organism in Eukaryota, Fungi, Ascomycota, Pichiomycetes, Serinales, Debaryomycetaceae. The record is from the annotation of a GenBank genome assembly.